Molecule: messenger RNA, 4137 nt
Organism: Porites lobata
Lineage: Eukaryota; Metazoa; Cnidaria; Anthozoa; Scleractinia; Poritidae
Source: the annotation of a GenBank genome assembly
AUGAAGGAAGAAAAUGCUACUAUUUGUGGGCUGCCUGGCUGGACUGCACUGACAAGAAACGAAACGGUCUCCUUCAUCAAUAACGUCCUCCUCGCCGCUGUAAAUGCACCCUGUGCUAUUUUUGCGUUCCUUUGUAACCUCGCCGUUAUUGUCACUGUCACCAAAAGUCCCUCUUUGCAGAGACCCUGCAGCAUUCUCCUGUGCAGCCUGGCCUGUACAGAUUUCCUCACAGCAGUCAUUGCGCAGCCAAUGUUUGUCGUGUGGCGACUGAUUCUUCCGAAUGCCAAGGAGUCGUGUUCACACCAGCUAUGGAUUUUUUACACCUUUCAUAAUUUCUAUGCUUUUACAGUUGGUUUGUCUUUCGUGAUUGUCAUAAUCAUGAGUUUUGAUCGCCAUUAUGCUCUGUCCAAACCACUGAUAUAUAAUACAGAGGCUUCCAAAGAAGGUAGGUGUUUGCACUGGUAAUGAUAAUUAAAAUAGUAUCCCAUAUAAUAAGGAAACGGAUAAAUACUGACAAUGAGCAGUGUUCGAUGGAUAGUUACUUCACCACAAAGCGGCACUGUAAAUAUAGUACAACUGACAAUUACAUUCUUCACUCAAAGGUUUACUUAAUAAUGCUCUUUAGUAUAUACUUCUAGUAAUAACCGAAGGUUACGGAGGGCGCGCGACAACGAAAGGUCAAAACGCUUUUACUCCAGCGCUGUGCUCUGCAUAAGUUUCAAGUGACAGAUGAUCAAAACACGUGUGAUGAGAUAACGAGUGAUAGAAGGUCCAAACACGCGUGAUCAAAGUGCUUUCUGCGCAUUCCAUUUGUCCUUAGUGGAAUUCCAAACGAAUGCUGGCUACAUACAUGCGACGCAUGCGUUAUAAGAACCUGGAGAUUGGGAUUGCGGGUUCCUCUUUCUCUUGUCGCCCCCAAAAACCACCAGUGCAUAGCUUUUGUCGCGCACUCUGAUUGGCUUCUCAAACUCGGGAUGUCCGGUGCUAUUCCCCUCCGAGCGACGCCAAACUCUCGUAAGCUACGAGCAAAAUGGCUUCCCGGGUGCUACCUUAACAAACGAGGAAAUGUCACAUAUAAUCGAAGAAGCUGUUACCGAAAAACGCGAAGAAGGCGACGAAAUUCGGUUUGGAAGUUUUUACAGGUACAGUUUUCCUUUUUAACCUAAAUUUAUCGAUGAAACCGGUGAAAAAGGUUUUUGUUUACAAAGGCAAAUUAAGUCUUAAGCCUAAAACUAAGUUUAAUGGCUUUUGUACAGAAUGGUUUCAAAUACAAGAAUAAUUUACAACUUCUUUUGAAGAGAAGAAGAGCUAAAAAAAUACCGUCAAAAGUUUUUUUUGUCGGCAAGACGGCAAGACAACGUGAAGGCAGUCAUUUGAGCUCCCAAAUUGUAAUCUUUGGCAGCAAUAAAUGAGUUAAAAAUCUUCAUUCUUGAGUUCAAUUACCUCACUGUCCACCUCCACUUCGGUGAAUGAUUGUUAAUUAUGGACCUAUUGCGGAGUAGUCUUGGUACUAGAAUUAGACCUUAAACCUCAGGUCCGUGUUCGAGGACCUGGUUGUGCCAUCAUGCCUCUUAUUUAGACAAGAAACUUUGCUACAUGUUUUGUCAUUUCCAGAUUCGUGUAUGAAUUGCAUUGGUAACUGCGGCGUAAUGCCGAGCAGGGCGUAAUAAGCUAGCUUAUUACACCCUGAUGUCGAGGGUACAACGCCCGCAGUGAGGGGCCUAAUUCAUUUCUUAAAGUAUGGUGUUGAAUAGUGAGACCUUCCAAGGGGUAGAAGAGACAGGAGACAUGGCCCAGAAAACUGGCGACAAUCUUUUGCCAAAGCACCAACAAUCGACAGAAAAGGAGGAAAGAAUUGUGACAGCGACAAUCCAUUUUUUAAGUAGUGAAAGCUACAUACGUUCACUUUUGUAUAUUGCCUGUUUUGGCAGCCAAAUAAUUUAACAGACUCUCUUCCGUCAGAACUGGGAUUCUGCUUCCGUUUGAUAUUUCCAAACAUUUUCUGUUAUUUUUUUUCUGGAACGUUUUCUAAUUAUUUAGGAAUGGUCCUCCGAGAAAGAAAGGUUACAAUAAACAGUUAAUGACUGGUCCCGAGAGAAACAGUUAAUUUUGUUUCCUCCGCCUCGGGAAACAGUGAAAGUUUCCGUAGGGACCAGUCUUAUAUAGCCCACGAAGAAAAACCUUUUUCUUGUAUAGUCUGAAAUGUCAUACGUCUCCACCCACUAACCUGUGGGGAGACCGGUGUUAGACGUAUGACAUUUCAGACUAUUUCGUAAACAAAUUUAUAGGAAUAAAUCUCGCGAGCGGUCAACAUUCCCGGGUAACAGUGUUCUGUUACCCUCUGACGUCAUAUAUUUUACAAUGUUGCCUGCUCAGAGAUUUUGGCGGGAAACAGUUUCAUUGUUAGAUGCAUGUCAUGUGACCUCAAAGUAACCAAUGAGAGCGCGCUGUUGGGAAAAGACUUCCAGCUAAUUAACAAUAACAAUUUUCAGUUGCUAUAUCUGCCGUAAAUUCUAAAUUGAGUAUCAUAAAACUUUAAGCUAAACCGACAGCGACAUUUUCGUCCUAGCUAAAAUACGACGGCGACAUUUUUCCGGCCAAACCUUCCAUCCGACAGACAGACAAAGCGACAGCAUACCCUCUUCCUCCCCUCCCCCUCGGAAGGCCUCAAUAGUGGCCGCGCUAAACAUUUCAUCUCUGAGAUAGUCAGAUCGUCUUGAUGUGUUUGUUUGGUUGGACUAUUCGGAAAACAUCUCGUUUAAGUGCAAGUUUAUUGUAGCAUAAACUGAUGUUAAUGAACCUUGAGAUAUGGCCGGCUAUUCUGUUCACAGCUCAUGUUGUAAUACUGGCAACAAUUGUAUCUCUGGCUGUUCUAAUGUCAUGCAAUGUUCAAUACUUGAAUAAACGUCUACAUUAUUUAAAAACCGUAGACAUCAGUCAAAAGUUUAAGGCAAAACAAAGAUCAGUUACUAGUUGUAUCACAGUGUAUCCUUUUUUCUCUGCAAGUUCCACUUAAACUUUAUCGUGAUAUUCCUAGACUUCGAUAGACUCUGCAAAGGCUCCAUUAACAUUAUGCACAUGCGCUCUCCUAUAAUAAUUCACCCCUUACAAAGUCUUUUCCAGCCAAUUCUUUCAGGAAUUCGGUUCUUCUACAACUGUCUUUUGGCACGAGAGUGCAACCCUUGGCUGGCUGCAAUUUACCUCACAGUAAGGCUAAUUGCCGUUAGAAACAGGUUGAGAAAAAUAACCAUUCCACGGUGAGGACCCCGGUCUCACCUGAUCUGUACUCCACCCAGGAAGCCCUCUUCCUGGUUUCCCUUAGUUCCCAGUGACCAGGAGAUGUACAUGUGGGGCUGACUGGAUACUGAUCAGGGCUCCUGUCUUGGAUGGAUACCCCCGGUACCACUCGAUCUCAUUUCCCCCUUGGCAGGGCCCUUGUUGUAGUCGUCUAACCCUGCCACCGAAAUCUUGCCCAUUAGUUUCUUGUUGUUUUUUCAUUAUAAUAUUAGCUGCUUAGAACUGUCAGUUGAAGCCAUCCCUUGAUCAAAAGAUUUCAUAAGUUCCUAUAAAAUUCACCAUCUAUGGAUAUCAGGAGUCAAGGCCCAGCUCGCGCAGAGAAUCGAAUUCUCUACAGUAGUACUAAUGUCAAAAUUUUCAUUAAUUUUCUUUUAACCAGGCGCUAUAAAAAAGGUGGCCUUCGCAGGCAUAGUCUUGGUGGUGAACUCAGUCCUAAUUGCUUUCGUUUUACCCUUCCUUAUCGCGAUGAUCGUCACCAUUGGCAGCGGUGUGCUGAUGCUUGCUCUACCGACUGUCAAUUACAUCAGAACUUGGUUCGCUAUUCGCCAUCACAACAAUCAGAUUGUGAACGCCAUUAACUCGCAACAGAUAUCCGCGUUGGUUCAGCGAGAGAAGAAAGCAGCAGUAGAUAUGGGCAUUGUCACCUUCUCGCUCUUUGCCUUCGUGACGCCUAAUUUUCUAAAUUAUAUUAUUUAUAUGCAACAUUACCUACGAAUCCACGCGAUUGUUUACCCUUGGGGCAUAACGUUAACACUUAUCACAUCAUCAAUUAAUCCUCUGAUUUACUUUAUAAGGAAUAAAAAUCUGCGAAAUGCAUUUCGGUCUACAAUGAACAUGUAA